This is a messenger RNA of Gossypium arboreum, 880 nucleotides long. Its product is annotated as VQ motif-containing protein 33-like. NCBI's taxonomy places the organism in Eukaryota, Viridiplantae, Streptophyta, Magnoliopsida, Malvales, Malvaceae. The coding region runs from base 180 to 758 and encodes 192 amino acids. The record is from RefSeq and is a predicted model, not a curated record. The transcript has a single exon.
UUGAAGUAAACCUUACGUCGCUAACAUCACAACCCAAAAUACACACUUAUACAGAACAUCUCAUCAAACAUUCUCUUUCUCUUCUCUAUAAAACACUCCAACAAAUUAAGUUCGGUCAUAAUUUAUUUUUAUUUCUCUAAAGUUAAUUAUUAUUUAAAAAAAAAAUUCUGUUGCUUCAAAUGGAAAAGCACCAAAUCUCCAUAGCUUCAUCGUCAACUUCAGCGUCGCUGCCGCCAACAACGUUCGUUGAGGCUGAUGCAAACACCUUCAAAGACUUGGUCCAGAAACUCACAGGAUUCACCAGCGAUACAGAGAAACUCCCAGUCACAAGUCUUCCCGGAAGGGUUUCCUCAAAACCUUGCAGUGAUCACCACCCAACAGCACCACGCCGUCCACCGUUCAAGCUCCAAGAGCGUAGACAACAACAUGCCAUAAGAAAACUCGAGAUCAAGCUCGGCCUCACCACGCUACGUAACUCGCCUGGUGGAAGUCACUGCGUCUGCGUCUGCCAAGCUCGUGGGCUCGACUCGUCAGUUCCCAGUCCGGUGACUCCACUGGGGUCUGAACCACUCUUUUACUCGAGUUCCGGUACCGUAUCACCGUCGUCUCCGGCAGCUUCAGAAGAGGAAAAGGCGAUUGCAGAGAAGGGUUUUUACUUGCACCCAUCAACAUUAAAUACACAUAGAGGAAACCGAUCACCGGAGCUGUUAACUCUUUUUCCACUUAGUUCACCUAGUCAGGAUGAGAAACGAGAUUAGGGCUCUGUGUUAAAUCCCUUUUUUUUGUUCGUUUUCCUUUUUUGGGCUUUUGAUCAUUCGUGGGUGAAAAAGUGUUAUUGUUGUAUCUUUUGUUUAAUUAUGGAAGCAUGGUUUCUUGAAAA